AUAUUUCAACAUAGGUGGCGUGUGGGGCUAUGCUUACGGCAAUGGCGUUAAAGCGAUUAAAAUGUAGUGACAACACCAUUGUUUACAUGUUUUAGUGUGUAAAUAGCUUUGUGUACAGUAGUUUUAUGCUGUUGUAAUAUUGUUUUGAACACAUAAUUGUUGUUAAUUUUGUCGUUGGUACUGUAUAGAACACACAAAUAUGGAUUGUCACGCAAAUUCCUCGCAUUCCAAAGUUACACGGGGAAUAAAGUUUCAGGAAGCGGAAUGGCCGAGGUACACAACGCCUGAAUGAAGAUGUUGAAUAAUAAUGACCCUGAUCGGUAAAGCAUUUGCGCCAAGGACAUUAUGGCUCACCACGAAUUUCUUCCCUUAUGUGACGUUCUAUUUAACAUAAUAUCUUUAGCAUCCUAUUUCUGUGAUGUUGUGUUUGAUGUUGUUAUGGGUUAUGCUUUGUUUGAACGUGGUCGACACGUAUGGUUUGCUGUUUCAUUGACUUUUGUUGCUACGUCUCUCGUGAUUAGUCAAGUCAUUUCUUUAAAAUGGUAUAUAUGUGCGUGUGAAUCUCGGAGAAAAGUGAAAGAAAAAUCUAAGAAUGAAGAUGCUGCGACGGUACCGACGUCAAAUAACCGAGAACGUUGCUUUCAAUGGCUUGUGGGACUGUUACAUGUCAUCCAGUGCGGAGUUUUGUGGCGCUAUUUUAAAUUAUUCAUACCAGUUGAUCUACGUUAUGUGAAGCAUGAAGUGAGAGACUUGUGUAUGCUAAGAUUAUUUCAUGCUUUUUGUGAGGCAGCUCCAAUGUUACUAGUCCAGCUUUAUCUUUUGUGGCAAGAGACUUCACCGAAGAAUUUUAGUGACUUAAAUAUAGUUUCUACAGUGUUGUCUCUUUUUAGUGUUUGUUGGGCUUUGGCCUCCUUUAGCAAAAAUGUUAGACUUCAAAAUGUGCACCGAUUAGUUUUAACAUGGCUAGGCGUGAUAUUUCAAUUUAUGUGGCGUUUAGGAACAGUCUCAUCACGUGUAACAGCAUUGACUGUGUAUGCCACAUUGUAUGGACACUGGGUAUUUCUGGUGAUUGGGCUGCACUGGAUAUCAAUGUUUCUGUGGCUCAUUUCCCCAAAGAACGUCUUUCAUGGUGAAAGGAUAUCGAGACGGAGGAAGGCUGCCUUCUCAGCUCUCAUAGCAUUUGUAUAUGUUUUCUCAUAUAUAAAUUUGCAGGAAGUUAAUCCUCGUCAGAAAAUGGCAACAUUUUAUGUAGUCAUGUUUCUGGAAAAUGCCCUGUUGGUUACUGCCUGGCUUGUUGGCGUGUGGAGUGAAGCACCCUGGUAUCGAAACACUGUGCCGAUAGUUGUGUUUGUUUCAUUUGCAACUGGAAUUUGCUUCAUGAUUCUCUACUACCGGUAUUUUCAUGUCAGAAGGUUACGUUAUGAAGCAGGUGGAAGACCAAAUACUUAUAACAACAAUUGUGAUUCUACACAGAGAUUAGCUAAUGUAAAUAAUGUAAACUGUGGUGAAGUGGUGGCCCAUGGCAAAGAUGAACAAACUGCAGUGGCAAAAGAAGUGCACUGUAGUGCGAAGGCAGUCAAUAACUGCCAGCAGCGGUGCACCAAUGGUUACCUGCCCUACCAGCAUGGAGGCAUACCUGGCGUGUUCAACUGUCGCUUCAACAAUCCGGUUACUUCAACUGCUGCAACUAAAAGGAAAAAGAAGAAGCCAACAUCAUUUGUCCCCCCUCCUGCUGUUACUGCACUGCCUUCAGUUGGUGUACCGAGUCUAUCCAUUCAACAACAACAAAACUGCUUGCAAGAACCGUACAGCAGCAAUAUGUCACUACAGCUACAGAAUUCUGUUCCAUUUUGGAGGAGGCCUUUGCCAAACAACCAACACAAUCAUCAGGUAAAUGGUGGCUCGAGUGAAAAUGAAGCAAGCAGCGUUGGCUCAAGGGUGAACAUACAGCAGAAACUGCAGGAAAAGAAGCAGAAGCAGUUAGCAGAGCUUCGGAUAAUUGAGGAAGAAAUAAAGCAGGGUAAAAUACAGAGACCAGGUUCAGGUGCACCGUCAGGUGUCGGCGAUGACUUUGGCUCACUGCCUCGGCAGCCGAUACCGAGAGCUAAGCGACACAACCAGGGUGGUUGGCCACCACCGACACCUCCGAGUUCCAGAGCUCUGCCACCGCCAUACUCUUACCAUUUACUCCCACCCCCUCGUGCGAAGCAUCGUUCCAAAACACCUGAGAUUCUCCUGGCCCCUCAUUACCUCGAGGGCAACAGCAUCUACUGCAGCUGGGAGCACGAACGAGGCCCUGUAUAUCGGUUGUCAGACGAUGACCACAUGGACAGGGAGUGCAGCAGCGACCACGGAUCGAGCUACUCGGAGGCGGCGGCCCGGGGAGCGAAGGAUGCCGGCUGCGACAGUGGGAGUGCAGGUGCCCAGCAGGCCAUGCUCAUGUACAAGUCAUACCGCAUCCCGUCCGACAUGGACUCGCAGAUCUCGUUACCCCGCUCGUACACACUGCCCCGCGAGUUCAAAUACUACCGUCGGCCCAAAUCUCGCAAGGCCGUACGCUCAGAGCACUUUGUCGCGUCCACAAAUUCUAGCGACGGGGAUGUUGAUUCAGGAGAUGAAACUCCACAUCACAACCACGAACCGCCUCAGCACCAUUCGAGACCUGUGAGGAUGCGGCCAUAUCGGGGUUAUGUAAGAAGAGAUCUGCAUGAAACAAAACUGUGAUUAGUAUUUUUUAUGUUACUACACUGUAAAUUGUAUUAAUCCUUAUUUAUUUUGUUACUAGCUAACAGUAUGCUUCUCAUUACAUGCUGUGUUACCUGUUAGCAAAUCUCAUAGUUAUUACUCAGUCUGAAUCAGAAGCGCCACUUUCUUACAAUUUCCUCAAAGGAAAAAAUUUGAACGGAGGAUAUUACAGUCAUUAUGCAAUAACUGUGUAGGAAGUUUAUGCAGAAAAAUUGGAAGAAGUAACAAUAGAAUCCGUUAUGCCCACUGUUGAAAAAAAGUUAGCUAUUAGUCUUUUAGACAAAAUCACAGAAUAUUUUUUGUUCUGUGACCGUGUCGGAAAGAAAUAAAAAGUAGUUCAUAAUGCAUAUCAAUCAUUUUCUCCAUAGACAGAUUGUAAUUUUUCCCAGAGUUAUUAAUCCUUUUCUUACAACCAUGAAAAUAUUCCAUUGUUGAAAUAAUACUGAGCAGAAAGUAAACAACAUUAUGAGGAAAGAGAAGAACUCCCUCUGUAGAAUCAUCAGAUAGGCAUAAGAACAAUGUCCCGAACUUGUGUACUUUGUCAGGGUACAAACACACAGCCUACCUGUGUGCGGCUAUUGCCAUAGUGUGGUGAGUAGUUGUCUUUCCUUGUGCAAUUCAAAUAUCCCACUGAAUUGGAAUCAGGUGAGGGUAUUAGAAUUAUAUGAUGUUGCAAAAGAAUUUUAGUUGUGGUUUUUGUUGCAUUUAUUAUGGUACAUAAGGAAAUAGCUCAUCUGUAAUGCAGGGAAAUAGAGGUAUCAUAUGUGCUACCAAAGUUUUUUCAAUUAAGUGUCAUUUUUCUCUCAAGAUAUCGCACAUAAUAAUCUCAAAUGAGCUUGUGUGUGGUGUAUAAUUUCUAUACUAAUAUGUUCCUACUUAUCUGUCAGGAAUGCCUAAUCAGUUUUAUUUUAUAACAAACAAGAAAUCACAUUCUAUGCCUUGUAAUUAAUCUUGCAGUAAGAAGGAAUUAAUGCAACAGAAAAUAAUAUUGAUUCAAAAUAUUUUAUUGAAUUCCUUACCUGUAAGACUUUUCUCUUUCUGCAUUUCUUUUCCAUUUUUGCUGGUGUUUGGGAACUUGGUGUCAGUGAUUCAACACAUUGUGAUCUCUGUUCUUAAUCAUAUAACAAAUCAGCAUAGAUUUACUUUUUGAGGCAGUUCUUUAAAGAAUGGCAAAAACACUCAGUCUGAUUUAACAUGCACUCAAGUUCUUUCUAGAAUUGGCAAAGAUAGUUAUUGUACUUUUCCUCCAUGUUCAGUGGUUUUUGCGGGAGUCUGACUAACAGAAUUUUAGUGCUCCAUCCUCUUUUUAUGGUGAUUGAGAGACUGAUUAACACUGAACAAAUCAUUUUGACUGAUUUUACAGGCCACAUUCUAUCAAUUAGCUGAGUUGGUAGGGUAUUGUCUGUAAAAGCAAGGAUCUGGGUUGGUGUCAAGCUACAAAAGAUGAAUUUUAAUCUGUCAAGGAGACUGAAUGUAGUGGAGAAUUAAUUACUCAGUAUGUAACUUUAUAAAUUUUAUCUCAACCAAUAUUUUAAAUUGUUUCCCAAAAAGAACACCACUUUUGGAUCAAACAAUAAUGUAAUUAUUUAUUUAAAGAAUUAUGUUAUUUAUGUCUCAUUGUACAGCUCUGUUGUCAUCACUG
Schistocerca gregaria is the source of this 4387-nucleotide messenger RNA. RefSeq lists its product as uncharacterized. The transcript has 8 exons. Gene Ontology annotation, cellular component: plasma membrane. NCBI's taxonomy places the organism in Eukaryota, Metazoa, Arthropoda, Insecta, Orthoptera, Acrididae. The record is from RefSeq and is a predicted model, not a curated record. Gene Ontology annotation, biological process: apoptotic process involved in development; phosphatidylserine exposure on apoptotic cell surface; engulfment of apoptotic cell. Bases 346 to 2724 code for a protein of 792 amino acids.